Molecule: messenger RNA, 1395 nt
Organism: Syzygium oleosum
Lineage: Eukaryota; Viridiplantae; Streptophyta; Magnoliopsida; Myrtales; Myrtaceae
Product: protein SOSEKI 5-like
Exons: 3
Coding region: 210-1142 (310 amino acids)
Source: RefSeq, a predicted model, not a curated record
UUGUUCCCUCCCCUUUCUUCUUCUUUCUCCAAGAAAGUCCAAGCCUCGUGAUUUCUCCGCCCACUAGCCCCUUUGUUUAUUUGCCGUUAGUUAACCCUUUUCGUAUCUCUUCGUCGAGAGUUUUCUUUGAUGGGCCUCCGAUCAUUCUGAGGCAUCCUCGGUGUUGCUUUCCUUGGUCGCCAGAAGAGGAACAGGAAGGAACCAAAAAAAUGUCCGUCAGUUCAAGGUUCAACACGGCAGAUGCGUGGGUGCCCAAGAAGUUCCAAGACACGGACACGAGUCCUGAGAGGACCAAGAAAUGGAUUGAGCCCCAGAUGAAGAUGGAGAGCAAAAUCCCGGUCGUUUACUACCUCUCGAGAAAUGGCCAUCUUGAGCAUCCCCAUUUCAUGGAAGUCCCGCUUUCGUCACCCGGUGGGCUCUUUCUCGGAGAUGUGAUCAAUAGAUUGAAUUGUGUGCGAGGUCAAGGCAUGGCCAACUUGUACUCUUGGUCUUCAAAGAGGAACUACAAAAGUGGGUAUGUGUGGCAAGACUUGACAGAGGAUGACCUGAUACACCCUUGCAAUGGCCAUGAAUACAUCCUCAAGGGAUCACAACUCCUCCAAGUACCACCUCCAAGCUUCCGAUCCUCCGCCGCGAUCUCAACGCCGGCGUCAAAGAACUGCUCCUCGGAAACAAACAACCCAGCUGAGGACAUCAAGCUCUCCGACAUCGUCAACAUCAAGAAAAAGAGCCAUUCGUACUCCACAUCACUCUCGCUAGAUGACCUUCACCAAUACAGAGUCUACGAGGCCAAGACCUCGGAAAUGGCUAAUAAGGCGGCGAAUGCGUCCACGCAGACUGACGACAAGAGAACUAGGCAAGCGAAGAGGGGCAACCGCGACGAGGACUGGAGCAAGGAGGAGAUUCGGAUUCUGUCCUCCCCGCCAUCGAAUUCGAGCACCGAGGGGCAAGAGAGCUUGGAUGGUUCGAGCUCCAUAACGAGAGACCCAAAUUACAAGUUGUCGGAUAUUAGGAAUCAGGCGCUUGAGAACGAGAGGCCCAGCGGGAGGAUGAAGGCAUCAGCAGCAGUUCUGAUGCAGCUGAUCAUGUGCGGUUCAAAGGGUGUUGACGAUGUUGAGUCUAUACACCCAGGUAGAGACUGAAGAGGAUGUUCAGUGGAUCAAAUGUGCCUGAGCGUGCGUGAAGGAAGAAAGGCCGUAUAAAAUUUUUUGAAUUCGACAUGAACAUCCCACAAAGUGCAUGAUACAUUUCGAGAUCUCUCGUCCCCAAUAACGAGAGCAUGCUAAUGCGAUACCACGGAAAAAUAUGAUUUUCGGAUAUGCGGUGAGUGUCCUAUCGGGUUCUUGUAAUUGGGUUCUUGCAUCUAUGAAUUACAGUUCCACACCGGAUUUGGAA